AUGCUCUUCAACCCCUUACCAACACCAACACCCACACCCACAACCACACACAACAAACCCCCAAAGCUCUCCAUUGAUCGCACGAUCUCCGACAUCUCCAUGGAGUUCAAGGCACACGAAACACUUAUCAAAGACGACAAAAUUAAUAAUGACGAUAAAGAUAAUAAUCGAGAUAUGGAGGUGUUGCCGGCCAUAUCGGAGGUCGAAGAUGCUGAGUGCGAGUGCUGCGGAAUGUCGGAAGAGUGCACGCCCGAGUACGUGAGAAGGGUUCGUGAGAAGAACUGCGGGCGGAUGGUGUGCGGGCUGUGCUCGGAGGCCGUCAAGGAAGAAAUGGGGAAAAACGGGGGGAGUCGGGAGGAGGCCGUGCGGGCCCACGUCAGAGCCUGCGCGGGGUUCAACAGGGUCGGGCGAGCUUUCCCAGUGCUGUGCCAGGCGGAGGCCAUGCGGGAGAUCCUUCGCAACAGCCGGGCCAAGUCCCUUAGUCCCCGGGACAGAGGGGGCACUAGUAAUAAUGAUAAAAGUGGAACAAAGUGCGGUAUCUUGAGGAGCUCCAGUUGUAUUCCGGCGAUAUCCAAGGCCCAGGCCCAGAGAGAUUGA
This is a messenger RNA of Striga hermonthica, 597 nucleotides long. Lineage: Eukaryota; Viridiplantae; Streptophyta; Magnoliopsida; Lamiales; Orobanchaceae. The record is from the annotation of a GenBank genome assembly.